Molecule: messenger RNA, 776 nt
Organism: Herpailurus yagouaroundi (jaguarundi)
Lineage: Eukaryota; Metazoa; Chordata; Mammalia; Carnivora; Felidae
Gene: NR2F1
Product: nuclear receptor subfamily 2 group F member 1
Exons: 1
Source: RefSeq, a predicted model, not a curated record
CCUGUGUAUCCUCUCCUCUUGUGUCUCCUUCUUGUGGCUGCUCGGGCAGAUGCCUGUGGCCUGUCGGAUGCCGCCCAUAUCGAGAGCCUGCAAGAGAAGUCGCAGUGUGCACUGGAGGAGUAUGUGAGGAGCCAGUACCCUAACCAGCCCAGCCGCUUCGGCAAACUCCUACUGCGACUGCCCUCCCUGCGUACCGUGUCCUCCUCGGUCAUCGAGCAGCUCUUCUUCGUCCGUUUGGUAGGUAAAACCCCCAUCGAAACUCUCAUCCGGGAUAUGUUACUGUCUGGGAGCAGCUUCAACUGGCCUUACAUGUCCAUCCAGUGCUCCUAGACCUUGGGCGCUUCCCACCUGCCCCCACCCCCCUAGAGACUCAGAGGACCGGCGGGGGCCAUGGACUCCAAAGCUUCGGGGACAUCAGGUGGCUGUUGCAGGGUGCAGCCAGGCAGGGGGGAGGUGGGCUGGGCCAACAGGAGCAGCCCACCCUGCAGGAAUGCAACCCGAGCUGCAAACCAGGAGAAAAAGAGACUCUCUUUAGGAUCAGAUCUGUGAACAAGUUGGAAAGGAAAGAAAAAGGACCUUGUGUCUGGUGAGAAAAGGAAAAAAAAAAAAAUUUGAAGAGAGGACCAUGAGAAUUUUAAUAAAACAGAAGGAGACUAAUGGACCUUCCAGGAUUUAUUGUGGACGGAUGUGGAUAUAUUCUGUACAGAAAAACAACACACAUGGAAGUGGACUGAAUUCUAUGUAGAAACACACACACACACACGCACACACAAACA